Molecule: messenger RNA, 1200 nt
Organism: Lactuca sativa (garden lettuce)
Lineage: Eukaryota; Viridiplantae; Streptophyta; Magnoliopsida; Asterales; Asteraceae
Source: RefSeq, a predicted model, not a curated record
AUGACGUUGCUCAAGCUGGAUGAGCGAUUUUGGUGUACGUACUUCCCGACAACCCUUGAUGGCAACGCAGGCACGUGGUUCAAAACGCUCCGCUCAGGCACCAUAAACAACUUCGGCCAACUAACGUACUUUUUCCUCACGAACUUUAUGCAACUACAAAAGUACAAGGACGACUCUCACUCAAUCAUUGGCUGCAAGCAGAAAGAAGGGGAAACGGUGAGAAAAUAUUUCAUGAGGUUCACGAAUGCCACGCUAGAUAUCCCUAGGCAUGACGAGGGUCUGAUAGUUGGGGCCUUCACGUGGGGAAUCUUGUCAGGACCCCUAUCCCAAAAACUCAUGGGCAAGAAACCGCAAACACGAGCCGAGUUAAAAGAGAAAGUAGAGGGGUACUUGAGGCAAGAGGAAGGAGUGGCGAUGAAGCAGGCAUACUUAACCAUCAUGGCGUCUCUCGCGAAACACUAUAGUCGAACCCGCAUAGAAACGUUGGGUGGAACUAGGCAUUUCGGGCGAGGAAAGCGCUUACAAGGACGCUUCAGGUCAUUCGCUAGAGAUGACAGGUGGAACCGCCAACCAGACAUGUAUGUAGUGGCAGAUAAGUCACAGACGACAAAAGUGACAAAAGGACGGUACUGUGAGUACCACAAGAGCAAAACACACGAAAUCGUCAACUGCUCGGUCCUAAAGAAGGAAAUGGAGGAAAAACAGUUAAAGGGAUACCUCAUCGAAAUAGCAUGGAGCCUCCGACCCAAAUUCAACACCGAAAAUACCAAGGACACAACAAGAGAACACGCCCAUCCCAAGGAAAUACUCAUGGUGCAUGUCAAAAGGGGACGACAUGAAGAGCAAAGCGAUAUGACAAGCAUCACGACAAUAACACAAGGACUCACUUUCUCAGCAAGAGACCCCAGGCCUAAAGGUUGGAAGAGCGAUAACCCACUUAUAAUUCAAGCAUCCAUAAAGAACGUAACUAUUCACAGGCUAUAUAUCGACACAUGCAGUUUAGCAGACAUAAUUUACGAACAGUGCUUUCGCCUCCUCCCUGAUAAAUGGAAGGAAAACCACAAACCCACCACAGGAAGGCUAGUGGGUUUCAUGGGACAUAGCAUAUGGCCCCUAGGCACAAUCCACCUACCUCUCAUGCUGACCAUCCACGACAAACAACGAAGGAAGACAGCUCUAAUCGAUUUUUUGGUGACAUGA